AUGCACGGACGCGAGACGAUUCAGCCCAAGCAGCUACUCGUCAUCAUCGACCAGCAUGCGGCCGACGAGCGUUGCCGGGUUGAGGAGUUGUACGCUGAGCUGUGUUUACCUAACCCGUCUGGGGAGGCGAAGGAAUGCUGUUCCAACCUCGGCCACACGUCGCACAUCAAGACGAGCAUGAUGGCGAAUGCGCUCUACUUUGAGGUCUCGGCCCAGGAAGCGCGCCUGUUGGAGACGCACGGGAGGUAUUUUGCUGAUUGGGGCGUCCUAUACGACCUCAACAAAUCGGGAAGCAGGCACAUUCUCGUGGUGAAGACGCUCCCGCCAGGAGUGUCAGAACGGUGCCAGGCUGAUCCCAAGCUGCUGCUCUCGUUCCUUCGCUCCGAGGCGUGGAAGCUAGCGGAGGAGCGGACGCGAGCACCGGCGGCCGCGGCACCAAGAGCAGCAACAACCAGAGGGAGCACAAACGAACCCGCGGGAGCGGAACACAGAUCGAUGGACACCACGCCGACGGCAGAAGAGCCGCAUUCCUCAUCGUCGUCGUCCUGGCUCACGCAGAUCGGGUCGUGCCCACAGGGCAUCCUGGAGCUGCUCAACUCGCGGGCAUGCAGAAGCGCGAUUAUGUUCAACGACGAAUUGACGAGGGCGGGGUGCCAGGAGCUCGUCGCGCGGCUCGCCGGGUGCGCGUUCCCGUUCCAGUGCGCGCAUGGUAGGCCGAGCAUGGUGCCGUUGGUCGAGCUGGGUUCCAGCUGCGGCGUUGCGGCGUCGACGGCGGCAGCGACGGCGGCGGCGGCGCGUCAUCUUCCUCGUGGGAAAGACCAGACCGCCAUGGACCCUGGGGGUGAUGUGGCCGGGGGCCUGGGGGCCUUUGCUGCCGGAGGGUCUGCUGGUGCGGCAGACGGACAGCCGCCUGAUGAGGAGAAAAGCGGGUUUGUGGAGGCGUUUAGACGCUGGCGUCCGCGUCAAAAAGGACCCGAGGCAAAGUAG
Molecule: messenger RNA, 987 nt
Organism: Lasiodiplodia theobromae
Lineage: Eukaryota; Fungi; Ascomycota; Dothideomycetes; Botryosphaeriales; Botryosphaeriaceae
Product: DNA mismatch repair protein
Exons: 1
Coding region: 1-987 (328 amino acids)
Biological process (GO): mismatch repair
Cellular component (GO): mismatch repair complex
Molecular function (GO): ATP hydrolysis activity; ATP binding; ATP-dependent DNA damage sensor activity
Source: RefSeq, a predicted model, not a curated record